AUGAACUUCGAGCAUCUUUCUUUGGGAAUGGAUCAUGCAAAGAAGAAUCGUUUGCUGGAUGGUGAAGAGCUUUUGCGCCUGGAAGAAUUGAACCAUGCAGCCCAUGCGGCUAAACAAGACGGAUUGGGAAUAGAUGAUCCAGAGCAAGCUGUGCAGAAGAAAGAUGAGGACCAGGACAUGGAAGCAGCGGGGAACUGCAUAGGAGACUUGCAGAACCGCUACAGCCUUGUCCUGGGAAGGCCGUUGGCAAAGAACGAGCCUCGCUACCGCAAGCUGGCAGCCUUUUCAGAUAGAAGUUGUGGCCAAACAGCCCGUGAGAGGGUAUCAGAUUUCGUCCGUUCAAAAAGUCGAACGGGCAGCUGGGACCUGUGUGGUUGGGUGGGACUAGGAAAGGUGCCUUCUUUUGACCACCUCCAGCUCCAAAAGAAAACCGGAGUUGCAACGCCCAGCCUCAUAUUCGGUCGUGGAAAGCCCAACCUCACAUUCGGUCGUGGAAAGGCAAACAUUUGCCAGAUAUAUUGCCGAUGCUUUGCCAAAGAUCAGCAUUUGCGGCUAAUUUUUUUGACCCGAUUUCCACUCAAAGCCUAA
Durusdinium trenchii is the source of this 588-nucleotide messenger RNA. The record is from the annotation of a GenBank genome assembly. Lineage: Eukaryota; Dinophyceae; Suessiales; Symbiodiniaceae.